GCUAAAAAGUCUAAGAUACAGUCAGAUGCGCAACUUUUUUUGUGAAUGAAAAGGAAGAAGGGGGUCAGUCCCGGACAGGCUCUAAUUUCGUCCUGUUGGGGCCGCCGUCCCACCGGACACUCUGGACCAUGACCUUGGACAGGAAACCCACGGAAGAGACGGACACUGGCGUGGAGGGUCAGACAGACGGCAGCGACGAUGUGAAGCAGGCAGAUUUUUCAGUGUUUAGUGAAGGCCGGACAGAUUUGGCUCCAUCCUUGACUCCAGAAGAGCGUGAAGAAGGAGGCAUUGGAGUCCGGCUGCAGGAUGGUCCAGACAGGAGAACCGCCUCGGUGAAGCCUCCGUACUCCUACAUCGCUCUCAUCACCAUGGCCAUCCUCCAGAGCCCGAAAAAGAGACUCACUCUCAGUGAGAUUUGUGAUUUUAUCAGCCAGCGCUUCGCGUAUUAUCGGGAGAAGUUCCCUGCGUGGCAAAACUCAAUCCGUCACAACUUGUCCUUAAACGACUGCUUUGUCAAAAUGCCCCGGGAGCCUGGGAAUCCCGGUAAAGGGAAUUAUUGGACCCUGGAUCCCAUGUCGGCUGACAUGUUUGAGAACGGGAGUUUUCUUCGCCGGAGGAAACGCUUCAAGAGGCAGCAUCUGUAUUUGGGGACGCUGAAGGAGUCCAGGGCGCAGGAGCGCAGCCUGAUGCCAUUUUUUCCGCUCCUCGGAGCGCACAGGAUGACUUCUAGUCUCCAGACUCCUGAUCUGUACCGUGAGCUGGGCUUAGUAAGUCGUCUCGGGUCCCACGUUAUUCCCAACAUCCCACCUGUAAGCAGCAUCAUUCCUGCGCUCUCCUCGCUCCUCUCCAAGAGUUUCUCUUCUAGUCAAACCUUUGAACAUUUCGACCCGGGACGCUGCGCCGCGGUGCCAUCUUUGAAUACAAACUCUGCGUUCAUGCCUGCUGUCCACGGAGUGAUACCCAACUACCCCGUUUCUCAGCUGCCCCUUUUCCCCACUGGGAUCAUUAAAGAUUCGUCUAAUUUAAUUUAAUCAAAUGCCGAUCGCCUCAUUUGAACUUUCUCUCUGCCUUAGAACAAACUGACGGUACAAAAUGUAAAAUAAUAACCUUUUUCACUUGGGCCUUUACACAGGCCGCCAUAUUUAGCAAUGUAAUUGCUCGAAAUAAAUGUUUUCUUAUAAUAAAUAUUUUACAAUUAUGUUAUUCUUGCUUGAAAUAAAACGUGAUUGGUUUCAGUUUAGUGUCUGUGCUACUUCACUUAAAAAUAAAAGAGUUUAUCAUAAUCAUUUAGACACUAUCAAAUAAUGCCGGUUCAUUUUUAGCAACGAUGAGAAAAAGACUGGUGUCUUGUUUUAUAUAUUUGUGAGACUUUAAACAAAAUUCAAAACUUGACUUAAUCAAAAUAUUUACGUGAAAACAACAGAAUGAAAACAGAACAAACACAAGAAUUAUUUAGAACAAAUGUAUUCAGGAUUGUUCAUGUAAUCUCAAAUAACUAAUUAUAUAAAGACAAUCCUACUAAUUAAAGCAGAAUGUUGGUGGACAAAUGAGGCCUCUAUAAAUUUUCAGAGGGGAAUAACGAAAAAUUAAUAUUUUAACAAAACAAAAAAAAAUAAAACGAGAAAUGAGUCAAUGUGACAAUAUUUCUGCAUUUAUUCUGUUUCGCUGUGGAUGAUUGUCUUUAUUAUAAGUUUAGGCUUGUGCACAUGUCUUGUCUCCCUCCGCUGUUUAUUGGUUGUCUGAGUGUGUGCGUUUGUGAAAUGUUCCACUUCACGUUUGAAAGAAAAAGGCCUGCUUUGGUCAAAACAUGUCUUCAUGUUACAAUACACGCUGUCAACCUAAAUAAGUAGCAUAUGACAGUGUUUGUUCUGCUCUCUGUCAGCAUGAAUAUCAAACACAUCUGCUCAUCUGGCCGUCAUAUUAGUGCAAGUUAAGUUCAGUGGUGCUGUUUGCGUUGCUGUUAUGCUCAAGACGAAUGCUGCAAAUCUGCAAAAUACACAAACCGGUAUUAAAUGUAUUGAAAUUGAAAGUAAACUGGCCCUGAUGCAAAAUCAGAGCAUGCAUUGUGUUUAAACUGUUUAAUCAAUGUGGCUUUAAGUGGACUUUGUUGGACAAUAAUACAAAUGCAUAGGCGAAAAAGUAUGAGUUUGUGCAGGGAUGUAUAAGGGUGCGUGUAUUUAUCUGGCAAUUGGAUUUUCCGUUCUGUAACGGGUAUUGAAAAACAAAAAACGAGUGGUUAUUUGAUUUUCGUUUUAAAAUACAAAAAUUAAAAUUGAAAUACAAGGCGUUUUUCCUUUUCAUGAUCAAAAAGGGAUGUACAAAAUUUUUAAAAUGCUUUGAUUUUCAUUUUAUAUUUAGAAUAACAAAAAAAUAAAAUCAGUAAGAGACAGAAACGAAAAAAAGUCUUUUUUUUUCCAUUUUCUGAGACCGGAAGUGGUCAUCAGCAAGUGUGGAGCCAAACGACAACAAGAUUCUCAGAGGGCGGAGCAAGAGAGCAGCGAUUGGUCAGACCAUAGAUAAUAUAGAAGACAGCGCGCUAGCAUAGCUAGUCUAUGUAUAUUUAUGGUCAGCACGUCUGGUAGCAUCUCUGGCUGCUGUUGAUCUUGUUUUUGGAGUAAAACACGGUGGAAGCUGAAUUAGUGAGGAUGACUCCUGCUCCUGUCAUCUCUAAGCUCCUCACACAUCUUUACCUGCACAUGAGGAAAAUCACUCCUGUAGAAUGCAGGUAUGUUUGUCAUUAUUAUAAAAAGAUGUUGCCUGGUGACCUGUCAGAAACCCAUUAUACAGAGUCAGCCAAAAUAGUGUUUACACACAUCAGGAAAAGAAAAACUUGCAUAAAUAUUUCAAUACCAAAUUUAUUCAGACAUCACGAGAUUAAUACAAGUUAUCUUUUUAUUCAGACAUCACAAGAUUAAUAAAAGUGGCCACUGGCUUCCAGACAUUUCUGUUGUGUUGUAGACGUCACUUGUUGAUGCUCCAUUCAUGAGGGUAGCGCCAUCUGUUGGGAAAACAUCGUACAACAGGACACAGUUAUCGUGAUUUGAUCAAACUUAGAAAGAGGAAUCUAUAUGUAUAGAAGUACUUAUACAAAUGAAAUAUUUAUAAAA
Molecule: messenger RNA, 3107 nt
Organism: Amphiprion ocellaris (clown anemonefish)
Lineage: Eukaryota; Metazoa; Chordata; Actinopteri; Pomacentridae
Product: forkhead box protein D2-like
Exons: 2
Coding region: 129-1031 (300 amino acids)
Biological process (GO): cell differentiation; regulation of transcription by RNA polymerase II; anatomical structure morphogenesis
Molecular function (GO): DNA-binding transcription factor activity, RNA polymerase II-specific; RNA polymerase II cis-regulatory region sequence-specific DNA binding
Source: RefSeq, a predicted model, not a curated record